Messenger RNA from Mollisia scopiformis, 1680 nucleotides. RefSeq lists its product as uncharacterized. The record is from RefSeq and is a predicted model, not a curated record. The transcript has 6 exons. The coding region runs from base 1 to 1680 and encodes 559 amino acids. NCBI's taxonomy places the organism in Eukaryota, Fungi, Ascomycota, Leotiomycetes, Helotiales, Mollisiaceae.
AUGUGUAAAGAAAGAUAUGAUCAGAUGGAACUUACUAGGGCAGUGACUGGUAUUGUUGCAGCAUCUUCCAGUGCGGAGAAUGGACUACCACCUGAGGUUUGGACCAUGAUACUCCGAGAGAACAUAUGGCUCCCCGAAGCAACGCGGCUAUGGAGAAGGGAUUCUGAGUCCGGCAGGAUAAUCUGGCAAGUCUCUGAGUGCCAGAAGGAGCUUAGAAAGCUGCGACUUGUUAACAAGACCUUCAAUUCGAUACUCGCAUCAAUCGCAUACGAAGUGGUAGACCUAUCUACUCCCAGCUUUGCUGAACGACUUAGACGACACGCAAGUCUAAGUUUUGAUCAGCAAGAUGGUUACAUCGAGUUCAGAGAUAAUAUCUUGCGAUAUUGUCAGAAGCUAAAGCUGAAACUCAUUGAUUUCCCACAUCAUGAAGAGCCGCUACAUUCCCAAUUCGAAAGGCUUCUCCAAGAAUUGUCAAGUGUUGAGAAUCCUUGCAAAUGCCUCGUACGGAUUGAGUGGGACAUCAGCGGUUUCGAGGAAGAGCACAUUGAAAAAGUUUCGAAGUACAUCCUAGCUUCAAUCGAGCCAAUCUUGAAGAGAAGUGUUCGUUGCCGUAUUGAUGCUUCUAGGAGUGUUUUCAGGAUACAAGUGACCAACCAGGAUGGUACGUUGGAGCACGGCGAGGUGGGGUACAACCGACGAAGGGCGUUGACCCCUGAAGGAGGAGUCUCAAGUUCACCCACUCCACUGAUUCUCGACAUUCACGAAACCUAUUACAAUCCAAAAAUGCUCAAUUUCUUCGGAACAAAGUCUUCACUCCGGUUUCCGCCAAUGAUCGAGCUCAAAAUGAGUAAUGUAGGCUGGAGCAUUGGAGAUGAUUACAGAAAAAUGUGGGAUUUCUCCUCCCUUGGAAACUUGAAUUUGAAGAGUGUCGACAUACCCGGCUUCUUCACUACAGUUAAGCCAGAAGAGUUGGUAAACUUGCGCAGCCUCAGCUUGACCGAUGCUUAUGACGAAGUUGACCAGAUUGAAUCAAUGAGGGAGAAUUUGCAAGACUUGUUUCGACAAUUCAAGAAGCUCCAGAAACUCAAACUCAAGUUUGGGUUUUAUUAUGAAAUUGUGUCGAUUUCAUUGACAUAUACAGAAAAAUUCAUAUCUGCAUCGGAGAUCGCUCAGCUUGGAGCGGAGUGUAAGAAUUUACGGGAUUUGAGGGUUACUCUUCCUGUGGACACGCAAAAGCACUAUCAAUUCUUCGACGCUUUAGGACAGUUGGAGGACGUGAAAUGUUUCACCCUUUACGCCGACGGGGACAAAUUCGAAGUCUACGGCGUAGGUCGCUACAGCACCGACCCUGACUACGACGGAGCAUAUGUAUUGCUUGACCAUCUCCGAAAGGUCAAGUUGGGUGAACCUAUCGCAUACUGCAGGGUCAAAAUUGCCGAUUGUUGGGGACGGAGGAGAACCGGAGAACGCGCGAGAGACUACAACGGUUAUCUUGGUCAUAGAGAGUUUAGCUAUAGCUUGAAGGACGAAAUGUUGGUGCGAAGUGGAUCAUCAAGAGUUGAUGUCUUCUAUGACCUAGUAACGCCUUCAGAGGGUGAUGAGCAUGCGGAUGAGGAGGAGCAGCGCGAGGUCGAUGAUGAUGAAGGCAGAGAUGACAGUGAUAUUUGUGGUCAGGCUUGA